UCAUCUCUUUCAAAGAGCAGACUGUUGAACAGCACACCGAUGAUAUAGAAAGAGAAACAGAGGUGAGGUAGACUAGAGAGAGAGAGAGAGAGAACCUUCUUAGAUCUGCAAGUUUUUUUUUAAUCUUUGAGCUCAUUCUUAAAUUGGGUCACGAGUGUUCAACGUGAAACCUCUUAUCUUUCACUGAGUGGACUCGCAUUGAUUCACUGUGUCGACCCAUUAUCAAGCUCAUCGUCUGCCUCUCUCUCUCUCUCUCUCUCAGUGAAAGUUUAAGGUGGGUUUGUAAAUUUUGUUUGCAUUUGGGGAAUAUUGAUGAUCUGCGGCAUGAAACGUGAUUUUCCGGAUUGGGUAUAGAGUUUUUCCGGAUGAGCUCUGGCAGUGGAAAGCCUUGAAUUGGAGGAAGAAGAUGUGGAAUUAAGGCCUAGAAGAGAAAAUGUUCAAGUCGGCGCGAUGGAGGACCGAGAAGAACAAGGUCAAAGCAGUUUUCAAAUUACACUUCCACGCAACUCAGUUGGCACAGGUGAGAGGGGAUGGAUUGAUGAUAUCCUUGGUUGCUGCGGAUGUUGGAAAGCCAACAGUGAAAUUGGAGAAAGCAACAAUUCGAGAUGGAAGCUGUUACUGGGAAAAUCCUGUCUCUGAAACUGUGACUUUCUUUCGUGAGCCAAAAUCGGGAAAGAUUCGUGAGAAAAUUUACUAUUUUGUCGUAUCAACUGGAUCGUCAAAAGCUGAUCUUGUGGGAGAUGUUUCAAUAGAUUUUGCAAGCUAUGCUGAAUCCCCCAAGCUUUCCUCUGUGUCUCUUCCUCUUAAGAACGCAAAAUCCGAUGCUGUUUUGCAUGUUUCAAUUCAAAGGUUGCAGGAAAAUGUUUAUCAAAGAGAGGAUGAGGAAACAGAAACUACAAAAAAUCAUGCAGUGGAAAGAAGCUUGAAGACACAAUUACCCGUUGGUGACACAAAUGGAAGCAUCAAAAACGAUUCUAGUGAGGAUGGGCCUUUCAAUAAAACAAUUUCACAUAUUACUGAGGUGAAUGGGAACGACCACCGGGCCUCUAGUGGAUCUGAUCUUACAAUAUCAAGCUCUGAGAGCAUCUCCGGGCUUGACACCCCUAGAGAAUUCAGAGUAAAGAAUAAUAAUGUCCACCUGAACCCUACAAGCUUCCUAUCAUCUCCGAAAUUGGUGCUUCAGAAAUCAACCUCCAAUGUCUCUACAACAAUCCAUGAAGAGCAGCAGAGAUCACAGUGGGAGUGGUUAGGAGGUUCAGCUCCGGAAGCAAGUACAGAUGAUUCAUCAACCAGUCCUGACGAUGCCCUUUUGGGAGAGAAGUCUCAAGAGGCUUUGGACAACGUGAUUGAAAAGCUCAAAACUGAACUUUCGUCUUUGUCUAGGCAUGCAGAAAUGUUGGAGUUAGAAUUACAGACUUUAAGAAAGCAAAUCGUGAAAGAGGGCAAAAAGGGGCAAGAUCUCUUCAAAGAAGUUGUCAGCCUGAAAGACGAGAGAAAUGCGCUUAAGGAAGAAUGUGAAAAACUCAAGGCCUUCAAAAGCAAGUCGAAGUUUGAAGGAGGGAAUCCCCGUACUCUUCUUGAAGAACUCAGACAAGAAAUAAAUUACGAAAAGGACCUUAAUGCAAAUCUUCGGAUACAACUUCAAAAGACGCAAGAAUCAAACUCGGAGUUGAUUCUUGCUGUACGUGAUCUAGAUGAAAUGUUGGAGCAGAAGGAUAGGGAAAUUUUUAAGCUUUCUAAUGGAUCUAGAACUGGUGAGAAUGCUGGAGAAUCGCGAGAAACUAAUUCAAAAUCGGAAACAGAUGAUGAUGAUGAAGAGCAAAAAGCCCUCGAAGGGCUCGUUAAGGAGCAUAGCGAUGAGAAGGAAGCACAUAUGCUGGAGGAAAAGAUCACAGACCUUUAUAGUGAUUUAGCGAUCUACCAGAGAGAUAAAGAUGAACUAGAGGUGCAGAUGGAGCACCUUGCCCUUGACUACGAGAUCUUGAAGCAGGAAAACCAUGAACUUUUAUAUAAACUUGAGCAAAGUCAAGUACAAGAACAACUGAAGUUGCAGUAUGAGUGUUCGUCUUCUUUUGCUACUGUUAAUGAACUUGAAAUCCAGAUUGAGAAUUUGGAAAGUGAACUCAACAAGCAGGCGACCGAAUUCUCCGACUCUUUAGCCACCAUAACUCAACUAGAAACACAUAUCAAGGAUUUGGAGGAUGAUCUGGAAAAGCAGGCUCAAGGAUUUGAAGCUGAUUUGGAGAUUCUUACACGUGCCAAAGUUGAGCAGGAGCAGAGAGCCAUAAGAGCAGAGGACGAUUUGAGGAAGAUGCGAUCGAAAAAUGUUAACACGGCAGAGAGGCUUCAGGAGGAAUUUAGAAGGCUUUCGAUGCAAAUGACGUCCACUUUUGAAGCAAAUGAAAAGAUGGCUACAAAAGCGCUAACAGAAGCUGGUGAACUCCGGCUGCAGAAGAAUCACCUAGAAGAAUUGCUUCAGGUUGCAAAAGAAGAGCUUGAGAUAGUUAGGGACCAUUACGAAGCAAAAUUGCACGAGCUUUCCAGUCAAAUAAGCAUCAAGGUCACGCAAAUAGAAUGGAUGGAAUCAGAAAUUGAAGCCAAGUCGAAGCAGCUUGAACAAGGAAAGAAGAAUGGGGAAGAAACUCGUAGGGUUCUCUCACAUGAUAUAAUAAUGCUCAGAGCGGAGAUUGAAAUGCUUAAAACAGAGAAUAAUAUCCUUUCUGAUGAACGGGAACAAAUGAAGGCAUCUAUGAAGGAAACUGAAAUGCUGCUACAAAGAGGAAACGCGGAAAGGAGUGAGAUGGAAAGUGUGAUUGCUUUGUUGAGGAAGGAAGCGGACAAGUCAAUGGAGGAACAAAACAUUCUUAAGAGCCUAAAGGAUGAAAAGGAAUCGAUAAUCAGAAAUCUGAAAUUGGAGUUGGAGAGUCUUAAAUCUGAGUGUAAUGAAUUGGAACGUUCUUUGGUCGAGAAUGAAUUUGAGAAAGAGAAACUGAGGAAGGAGGUAUUGCAGCUAAAAGGCAACCUAAAGAAGAAGGAGGAUGCAUUAAACAGUUUGGAGAAGAAGCUCAAGGACAACAACAGUCGGUCUACAGUCUUGGAUGGAACAAAAACACCUUCAAGAAACAAUAAAUCUGCUGCUGUUACUCGUGGUCCUAAAGAGAUUGCGAAUCUGAAGGACAAAUUAAAACUGCUCGAGGGUCAGAUAAAGUUGAAGGAAGCUGCUCUUGAGACAUCAACGAAUUCAUUUUUAGAGAAGGAGAAAGAUCUUCAGAAUAAAAUUGAAGAGUUAGAAAGAAGAUUGGAAGAACUCAAUGAAAAUAGUGCCCAAUAUGAAUUCCAAAAGGUAGCUAAGGAUUCCAAGAACAUUACUAUCAAUAGCAUACCUGAAGAGGUGAACAUUACAGCUGAAAGCAAUAAUGAAAUUUCAUCAGAGAAAGCGAUGGAAGCCUCUGCAUUAAAUGCCAGAGAUGAAAGGAACCUUGAUGAAUUGUUAAAUGAAAUGGCAUUACUGAGAGAGAGGAACAAAUCAAUGGAAGAUGAACUAAAAGAAAUGCAAGAGAGAUAUUCAGAGAUAAGUCUUAAGUUUGCAGAGGUAGAAGGCGAGAGGCAACAACUCGUAAUGAAAGUACGUUACCUUAAGAAUGCAAGAAAGAUCUAAUAAACUUUCCCGACAAAACUGGAAACUUGAAACCAUUCAUAAAUGAAGCAACUGGCUCUCUGCCCAGAAAUGCUCAUAUGUACAUUGGUAAUACACUUCCUUUUUCUUUCUUUC
Molecule: messenger RNA, 3772 nt
Organism: Camellia sinensis
Lineage: Eukaryota; Viridiplantae; Streptophyta; Magnoliopsida; Ericales; Theaceae
Source: RefSeq, a predicted model, not a curated record